This is a messenger RNA of Drosophila grimshawi, 3183 nucleotides long. Its product is annotated as zinc finger protein 814. Gene Ontology annotation, molecular function: nucleic acid binding; zinc ion binding. Bases 1 to 3099 code for a protein of 1032 amino acids. The transcript has 4 exons. NCBI's taxonomy places the organism in Eukaryota, Metazoa, Arthropoda, Insecta, Diptera, Drosophilidae. The record is from RefSeq and is a predicted model, not a curated record.
AUGAAUACCGAGUCGGCUGAUCUGGAGGACACGCAUUUGUGCAUCAAGUGCAAUGCGACAAUUGUGGGUCUGAACAAGUAUAUUGAGCACCGUAAACGGAGUUGCCUCAGCACUGGCGGCAAUGAGCACCUGUCGAAGCAGGUGGUGACUCCGGCAACGACGUCGGCUGCCACCGAACAAGUAUCGCACUCAGACAUGCGUCGCAGCAACUUGGACCACACCUAUGAUGGCUUCCACUUUACAGAGCCGGAGGCACCCAGCAGUUAUCUGCGCAAAACGGCCUCCAGUCAUGGCGGAAAGACAUCCAAGUCCCUAACGGAUUCCUAUGAUCCGACGUACGAGCUGGGUGCCGAUCUGUUCUUCUCAUCGCUGCAGCUACAAAGUGUCUCAACUGGCGGCAAGACAGGCGCACGGCCGGAGCGUGGCGCUAAGGAGGAGCAGAGCUGGCAUACAUCCAGCAACUGCUCCGAUCCGCUACUGAAAUUGGUCCGGGAACACGAAGUAACCCACUUUAAGUCACUCAAAUUUGUGCACUCGCCAGAGGCAAGCGAGGAGGAAGACGACGACGAGGACUUCGAAGGCGAUGAUGAUGAACAUGAGCAUGAGCAUGAACAGGAACAUGAUCCCGAUCCUGAUCCUGAGCCUGAUGAGGAUUACGAUGGGCGUCGCCAUUCGCCGCCGACGGUGCCAGCCACACAUACUGGUGGCAAAUGGAAGCCAGAGCACCGUCCGCAAAUGCAACACACUCACCUCGAACGCAUCUCGCCCAGCUGGGAUGAGCCGCCCGAGGAACAACACGAUCAUCCGCCGGCGGAGCACACGCACGGCAAAUGGGUACCGGGCAGCAAGCAGCUGGAGUAUCGCGAGAACAUCGAUCUGACCAAGUUGCAGCAGCCAGGCGCCAGCUACUGGUGCAACAUCUGCUGUCGCCGCCUCAAGACGCGCCUCAACUACGAGCAGCAUCUGCGCAGCGCCUACCAUCAGCGACGCGCCGAUGCCGAGCGUCAGCUGGAGCAGGCCAAUCUCCCAAGCGCCAAUCUAACACUCACCAACAAAGACUUCUCACAGAUGCCGCCGACGGAGCAGCUGCCGCGGCGUCGCCGUCGCCGUGCCCACUUUCUGCGCUGCGAUCUGUGCCGGCACAGCAUGGCUCGUCAUCUGAUGGGCAAGCAUCUCAUCUCGCACUAUCACUAUCGCCGGCUGCAGCAGCAGCAACCGAACCAACUGCGCCGACAGAGCGCCCUGCAUGACAUCCUGGAGCACAUGGGCAGCAUUGUGAGACAGGCGCCAUUCCAGUGUCUGCCCUGUCGCUUCUAUGCCAACACUGAGCAAUCUUUUCAGCUCCAUUGGCGCUCCUCGACGCACGUGACGCUGACGGAGCGACUUGGUGGCAGCUUCUGGUGCAGCUACUGCCAGUUCGAGUGUGCCAGCAAUGAGGAGAUGUGGCAACAUUUGCUGGGCGCCACGCACAAGGAGGUGCUCUUUGCGAUCAAUCGUUCGGUGCCCGUUUGCAUUGCCCAGCGUCGUCCACUGAGCUGUUCCAGCUGCAGCGCCAGUUUCCUGUACAAUGCGCAGCUGCGUCGUCACCUCGCCUCGGAGCAUGUGGAAUUGGUGGCAGCGGGCAGCGCUGCCGAUGACUAUCAGUGUCGCUUUCGCUGUGGCAUUUGUGGCGUUGCGCAGAGAUCUCGAGUGGCGCUGCAGCGGCACGAGAAGCACCAGCAUCGAUUGGCCAAAUACUAUUGUGCCGUUUGUCGGCUGGAGUUCGAGACGCCGCUGGAGGCGCGACGCCAUCGCAGCCUGAUGCAGCACAAGCGGCGAGCUUGCCGCCAACUGAGCCGCAAAUGCAGCAGCAGCAUCAGCAGUAAUCAGCCGGAUCGCGAGAUUCAACACAUGCUACACGAGGUGCUGGAGGAGCAGCAGCCAGCAGCAGCAGGUGAACAGCCAUCAACCUUUAGUUCCAAGAGGCGACGCCUGACCAGCCAGUGUGUCAGCUGUCCGCUCAGCUUUGAGACGCCUCAGGCACUCGUCCAGCAUCGUCGCGAAUUGCAUCCGGUGGACAAUCAUGCCUGUCUCAGCUGUGGGAGUAGCUUUCAAUCCGCCCAGGCUCUGGGCAGACACACACGCUGCUGCCAACCCACAGCGUCCACCUCGACAGCUGUUGCUGCUCCUGCUUCAGCUCCAGCUCCAGCUGCAGCUGCAACAACUGAAUCAAAGUCCUGGAACUGUGCGCAGUGCAGUUUCACAGCUCAAUAUGAAUCGGAUUUGCUCUACCAUCGCUUCUUUCACACCCACGGCUCGGCAAUUGGCAAGAAUGAGCUGCUCCAGUGUCCGCUGUGCCCCAAACAGUUUCGCAAGCACUCACUGCGUCCCCAUCUGCGCAAUCAUACGGACGAAAGGAUCUUCGAGUGUGUCGAGUGCUCGGCCAAGUUUGCCCGCAGACACAACCUCAAGAAUCACAUCGCAACAGUGCAUGUCCAAAAGGAGAAGCCAUCGCCAGCCGCUGAUAAGUCAACAGUCCAACAAUCGAAAGUGGUUGCAAAGCAGAAAUAUCAAUGUGGAACCUGUGGCAAAAUACUGGCUAAAAAAUACUCACUGAAACUACACGAAAUGAGCCACGCUGAGGUGGAGCGUCAGCAUCGUUGCCACAUCGAGGAUUGCCAGUAUGCUGGUCUCACGCCGGAGGCACUCAAAAUCCAUCUAAUCUCACAUGCGAAUGGAAGUCACAAAUGUGAACACGACAACUGUCAAUAUGUGGGCAAAAGUGAGCUGCACUUGAAGAGGCACCUCAAGUCGCAUGUGCCCGAAAAGGAGCUGAUCGAGGAUGGCAAAUGGUUGCCGUGCGAUCAGUGCGAGUUCAGGGCCCGAAUCAGGGGACAUCUGAGGCGGCAUAUGCGUAGCCACACUGGCGAGAAACCCCAUCAGUGUCCGCACUGUGACUUCCAGUGCAGCAGCAUGGAUAAUCUGCGCAAGCACAUCGUCAAAACGGGCAAGCAUCCGGGCAAGUUCAUCUACGAGUGUUCGUCCUGCGACACCUUCAAGAGCAACAGUUUCAAGGAUCACCGACUACACUUGGCCACGCAUAAAAAUAAAUUGCCCUAACGCAAUUGAUGAAGCUUUCUUGCUGAAUCUUGAAAUAUAACUUCCAAAAUUUAUACUUGAUUUUUUUGCGUGUACUACUAUUUU